UGCGUGCGCGUGUGUGUGUGUGUCCACCCAGGCGCUAGGCUGGGCUGGGCAUUUAUUUUUUUUCGCUGGAAAAGAAGCGAGCGAGCCUUCACUGAGGGGGCCCCGCGUCAAACAUGGCGCAAUACUGCUGAGGGCCCCAGCAGAAGACAGACCGGACUGACCGACAGACAGACGGACCGGACCGGACCGACGCAGCGAGCGGGAGCCAUGGUCGUGGAGGAGGUCGUGAUCACGCUGUCCGGAGGGGCGCCCUGGGGUUUUCGGCUGCAGGGUGGAGCCGAACACAAGAAGCCGCUGCAGGUCGCCAAGGUGCGGAAGCGCAGCAAGGCGUGCCGGGCGGGGCUCCGCGAGGCGGACGAGCUGGUGUCCAUCAACGAGAGCCCGUGCGGCGGGCUGUCCCACGCCCAGGCCAUGAACCUGAUCGACAGCAGUCCGGGGACCCUGCACAUACGCGUCAGAAGGGCUCCCGCAGGAUUCCAGUCGGUGGUGCUGCUGACCCGGGCUCCCUCCCCGCGGAUCGACAAGGAGUACCGGGCGGCCCUGCGCGCCAUGUCCCCCCCCGGGGGCCAGCAGGGGGCGCCGGAGGAGCACAGGAGCCGGGAGGGGGUGACGUCGCCGCAGGGCAGCGAGGCGUACUACGGCGAGACGGACAGCGACGCCGACGUGACGCAGGAGAGGCACCGGCGGCCCAGGCGCCGCAGCCCCAGCAACUCGCCCGGCAGGGGCCCCCCGGACCGGGCCGCCCCCCCCGACAGGGCCUCCCCCGAGGAGGCCAACGACGCUGACGGUGGCGGCGGCGGCGGCCCCGGCGUGGCCCGCCGGGAGGUGGUGUACCAGCCCCCGCAGGGCGAGUGGUCCUCGUCCCUGACAGAGACGUCCGCCGAGAACUCCUCGCUCAGCGCCGACGACCAGGGGCCCCGGGACGGGGCCGCCGAGGAGGACAGCGGCUUCCAGGAGCCCCACACCCUGCCCCCGCUGGUGUCCCCCGAGCGGGCCAGGGGGGCCCUGCAGCUGGCCUCCCGGAAGCAGCUGGUCCCCAUGGUGGGACCCGUGGACAACCCCGUGGACGAGGAGCUGACCGUCACAUACAUGGACAAAGCCAAACAAGCCAAGCUUCACCGUGGCGACAGCCAGCAGGAGAAGCAGGUGAAGGAGGCCCGCACCAAGUGCCGCACCAUCGCCUGCCUGCUGACGGACGCGCCCAACCCGCACUCCAAGGGCGUGCUGAUGUUCAAGAAGCGGCGCCAGCGCUCCAAGAAGUACACGCUGACCAGCUUCGGCUGCGUGGAGGAGGACGCCGCGCCCCAGGACUCCCACGAGGAGGAGGAGGAGGACGGCGUCCUGCCGGGCAGCGAGUCCGAGUUCGACGAGGACGGCCUCCCCGCCGCCCCAGACCCCACCUGGGACAGCGACUACCUGGAGGCGCUGGAGAAGAAGGCGUCGGCGGCGGGGCCGGGGGCGGGGGAGGGCGGCGGGGCGGAGGACCCCGGCCUGACCGCCACCUCGGGGAAAGGGGCGCAGCUGUUCGAGCAGCAGCGGAGGAGGGCGGCGGAGCACGCCAUGCGGGCGGCGGCCCGGCAGCCGCAGGCCCCGCCCCCGCCGCAGCCCGCGGAGGCGCGCGCCGUGGGACCGCCCCCAGCGGAGGCCGGGGCGCCGCCCCCCGCCCCGGCGCAGCCCCCAGCCCCGCACCCCGCCGUCGGCAUGGUGAACGGGGACGCCGUCGUCGUGGAGAGCCCCGUGGCGAUGGCGAUGGCCAUGACGAUGGCGAUGGCGGCGUCCCCGGCCGCCCCGCAGGCCUCGUUCACCUCCCAUCUGCUGGCCUCGCCCCCCCCGUCGGAGCUGCCCGAAAUGCCCGCCAGCAACGUCCUGAACAGGACCGCCCGGCCCUUCGCCCCCGGCUUCAUCAGCCACCGCGCCUCUACCGCGCCCGUCGUCUUCCGGCCCAACGCGGCCAAGAAGCCCCGCCCCGCCGCCGCGCCCAUGGCCGUCCCGCCCCCUCACUCCUCCCCCUCUCCCUUUGAGAUGCAGCCGGAAGCCACGCCCCCCCUCCCUCCCGUCUUCUCGGCCCAGCCGGUGCCCACCUGGGCGCCCCGGGCAGUCUCCGCCCCUACCACGCCCACGGCGGCCCACCACCCCGGCAUGCCCCGCCCCCCUCUUGUCAUGACGACGCAGCCGAUCUCCUUGGCGCCGCCUCCCGCCGCCCGAGAAAUUUCGGUCUCCCCCGUCGCGGCCUCGCCGAUCGCGGCCUCCCCCGCCCCCGCCCCCGUGGCUCCUUACCAGCAGGGGGCGGAAGCGGCGGCGGGCGGCCGCACGGGCAUCCUGCAGGACGCGCUGCGGAACCGGCCCCGGAAGGCCCUGUUCACCCGCCAGGAGGAGAAGAGGAGCACGCCCAACCCCCAGCUGCUGUCCAUGGUGCAGAGCCUGGACGAGGGGCCGCGGGGGGGCGGCGGCCCGGACCGAGGGUUCGAGUCCUGCCCCGAGGACGACUCCUUCAACCUGGGCGCCGAGGCCUCCGACUUCUCCCGGGGCAGGCUGCCCCCGCCGGUGGCCCCCAAGCCGCGGGUGGUCCCGGCGGCCUCCGCCAUCGGCCAGGGCGAGGGCAGGGGGGCGGAGCUGUUCGCCCGCCGACAGACCCGCAUGGACCUGUACGUGGUGGACAACGCCCCCCAGCACCCCCCUCCCGUGACCCCUCCCGUCCGGUCCCGCGACCCCUCCCCCACGCCCUCCCUCCCCGCCCACUGGAAGUACUCGCCCAACAUCCGGGCCCCGCCGCCCAUCGGCUACAACCCCUUGCUGUCGCCCUCCUGCCCGCCGGUGGCGCAGCGCGGGCCCAAGCCGUCCGAGCCCAAGGCCGCGAAGAGGGGCGGGCGGCCGCAGCGGGACGGGAUCCGCGCCCUGGACGCCAUGCGGAGGCAGCCGUACCAGCUCAACCCGGCCAUGUUCAGCUUCGCCCCGAGCCCCCAGCCCGUCGUCUCCCACCGGGAGGGCCCCACCCUGGUGGGCAGCUCCCUCAGCUCCCCCCGGCAGGUCCCCGUCAAGACGGCGAGGGCGUACGAGAUCAGGCGCUUCUCCACGCCCACGCCCAUGUCGGCGCCCGCCACCCUGACGCCCACCGUCAUCCCGCCGCGCUCCGCCACCACCCUCGCCGAGCCCCUGUGCCGCCCCGACCUGGCCUCGCCGCCCCCGCCGCCGGCCCCGCUCGCCCCCGCCGCGCCCCCUCACCGCCCCGCCCCGACGGGAGCCCUGCCCCAGCUGCCCAGGCUGUCGUCCGGCCCCGUCCAGAGCUCCGCCCCCUACCCGGCCCCUCCCACGGCCUCGUCCAGCCUGGUCUACGGUGGCCUGCAAGGGGCCAAGCAGUUCAAGAGCGCCCCGGAGCUCUUCCCCCCGCGGUCGGCCACGGUGCAGGUGGCCAAGCCCCGCUUCGUCGCCUCCAGGAUGGGCAUCCAGGCCAACGUGUGGAGGCCCGGCUUCAUGCACUACUGAUGGGGAUGCUGCACCGUAGGAGGCCUCUCACCACCCCGGCACUCCCCUAUGUGACGGUUUUCCCCACAUACAGUAUGUGUGGGAUUUACAAAGUGGUAAACCACUAAAGGCAAAUAUCCAUGAUUUCAAUUGGAGCACACAAAAGCCACAUGAGAGCAAGUGCUUUAGGGUUGCCUGUUCACAGCAAUGCAGAGGUUAUGGUGUGCAUGCUAUAAUAUUGUUCAAGUAACGAUUUGAAUCACUCCCAAAAUAAAAAAGAUUAUCAAGCCA
Molecule: messenger RNA, 3753 nt
Organism: Anguilla anguilla (European eel)
Lineage: Eukaryota; Metazoa; Chordata; Actinopteri; Anguilliformes; Anguillidae
Gene: synpo2la
Product: synaptopodin 2-like a
Exons: 4
Coding region: 208-3483 (1091 amino acids)
Biological process (GO): positive regulation of actin filament bundle assembly
Cellular component (GO): Z disc; nucleus; actin cytoskeleton
Molecular function (GO): actin binding
Source: RefSeq, a predicted model, not a curated record